Aspergillus sclerotioniger CBS 115572 is the source of this 2184-nucleotide messenger RNA. RefSeq names its product polyadenylate-binding protein (gene pab1). Gene Ontology annotation, cellular component: ribonucleoprotein complex. Gene Ontology annotation, molecular function: RNA binding. The transcript is spliced from 2 exons. NCBI's taxonomy places the organism in Eukaryota, Fungi, Ascomycota, Eurotiomycetes, Eurotiales, Aspergillaceae. The record is from RefSeq and is a predicted model, not a curated record. The coding region runs from base 1 to 2184 and encodes 727 amino acids.
AUGUCUGCCGACGCCGCUACCACCCCCGCCGUCGAGAACGUCAACGGCGCUGCUGAGGCUAGCCCUGCUGCUGCCGCCCCCAGUGGUACUCCCGAGGUCACUGCCGUUGAGAACUCGGCUCCGGCCCCCAGUGCCAACCAGCCUCACUCGGCUUCCCUGUAUGUCGGUGAACUCGACCCCUCGGUCACCGAGGCUAUGCUCUACGAGCUCUUCUCUUCCAUCGGUCAAGUCGCUUCCAUCCGUGUCUGCCGUGAUGCCGUUACCAGACGCUCUCUCGGUUACGCCUACGUUAACUACAACAACACCGCCGAUGGUGAGCGUGCCCUGGAGGACCUGAACUACACCCUGAUCAAGGGCAAGCCUUGCCGUAUCAUGUGGUCUCAGCGUGACCCCGCCCUCCGCAAGACUGGCCAGGGCAACGUCUUCAUCAAGAACCUCGACAGUGCCAUCGACAACAAGGCUCUCCACGACACGUUCGCCGCUUUCGGUAACAUCCUCAGCUGCAAGGUCGCUCAGGAUGAGUUCGGUAACUCCAAGGGAUACGGUUUCGUUCACUACGAGACUGCCGAAGCUGCCAACAACGCCAUCAAGCACGUCAACGGCAUGUUGCUCAACGACAAGAAGGUCUUCGUCGGUCACCACAUUUCCAAGAAGGACCGCCAGAGCAAGUUCGAGGAGAUGAAGGCUAACUUUACCAACGUCUACAUCAAGAACCUUGACCCCGAGAUUGAGGACGAUGAGUUCCGCAAGAUGUUCGAGGUCUUCGGCGAGAUCACCUCCGCCACCCUCAGCCGUGACCAGGAGGGCAAGAGCCGUGGAUUCGGUUUCGUCAACUUCUCCACCCACGAGAGCGCGCAGGCCGCCGUCGAUGAGAUGAACGACAAGGAGAUCCGUACCCAGAAGCUCUAUGUUGGCCGUGCUCAGAAGAAGCACGAGCGCGAGGAGGAACUGCGUAAGCAGUACGAGGCUGCCCGCCUGGAGAAGGCUUCCAAGUACCAGGGUGUCAACCUCUACGUCAAGAACCUGACUGACGACAUUGACGACGAGAAGCUGCGUGAGCUCUUCGGACCUUACGGUACCAUUACUUCUGCCAAGGUUAUGCGCGACACUAACGUCGAGCGUGCCUCGUCUCCCGACUCCGCUGGUAAGGAGAAGGAGGCCAACAAGGAGAACGACAAGGAGACCGUUGAGGCCGAGAAGGCUGAGGAGAAGGCUAGCGAGUCCUCCGAGGAGAAGGACAAGGAGGGCAAGAAGUCCGAGAAGAAGCCCUUCGGCAAGAGCAAGGGUUUCGGUUUCGUCUGCUUCAGCAGCCCCGAUGAGGCUUCCAAGGCCGUUACUGAGAUGAACCAGAGAAUGGUCAACAGCAAGCCCCUCUACGUUGCCCUUGCCCAGCGCAAGGAUGUUCGCAGAAGCCAGCUUGAGGCCAGCAUCCAGGCUCGCAACACCAUCAGACAGCAGCAGGCCGCCGCUGCCGCUGGUAUGCCCCAGCCUUACAUGCAGCCCGCCGUUUUCUACGGCCCCGGUCAGCAGGGCUUCAUUCCCGCUGGUGGCCAGCGUGGUAUGGCCUUCCCUCCCCAGCCCGGUAUGGUGAUGGGUAUCCCCGGUGGACGCCCCGGCCAGUACCCCGGUCCUUUCCCUGGCCAGCAGGGUGGUCGUGGCAUGGCCCCCAACCAGCAGAUCCCUCCCAACUUUGCUCAGGGUAUCCCCAUGGGCAUGCAGGGCCCUGGUGGUAUUCCUAACGGCAUGGGCUACCCCGGAGCUAUGGCUCAGGUGCAGUUCGGACGCGGCGCUGGUGGCCGUGGUCAGGUUCCCGGAAUGCCCAUGGGCCAGGGUAUGCGUGGUGGUCCUGGUUACGGCCAGGGCCGUGGUGGUGUUCCCGUUCAGCAGGGUAAUGUCCGCCCUGGCCAGGGUGGCCGUGGACAGAACGCUGCUCAGCCCGCUGGUCGUGAGGAAGCUGCCGCUGGCGGUCUCAAUGCUCAGACUCUCGCUGCCGUUCCCCCGGCCCAGCAGAAGCAGAUGCUCGGCGAGGCUCUGUACCCCAAGAUCCAGGCCCAGCAGCCUGAGUUGGCUGGUAAGAUCACUGGUAUGCUCCUGGAGAUGGAGAACACCGAGCUGUUGAGCCUGAGGAAGAUGCCCUUCGCGCCAAGGUCGACGAGGCCCUUAGCGUCUACGAUGAGUACAUGA